AUGAUCAAUGUCAUCUUCGCUGCUCCCGGUAGGACUGGUUCUUGCCCCUCUGGAGUAAUGUCUGUAGCUCGGCUUCCCGCCGAGAGCAAUAAUCCAAAGUCUAAAAGAGCUAGAGUGGAAAUCCGACCAGUUUUGGGCUACUCAGACAAGGACAAGACUGGAAUCAUUCAACCCCACGAUGAUGCUAUGGUGGUCACACUCAGGAUAGAAGGAUAUGAUGUAAAGAGAGUGUUAGUGGACCAGGGUAGCACUGUCGUGGUCAUGUACCCCGACCUGUACAAGGGGCUGAGAUUAAAACCUGAGGACACGACAACCUACAGUUCCCCUCUGAUUAGUUUUGAGGGGAAGACUGUUAUUCCAAAGGGUCAGAUUAGACUACCCAUACAAAUUGGUUCGGAAGUGGUGGAGGUAAACUUCAUCGCAGUGGAUGCCUAUUACCCCUACACGACUAUUGUGGCCAGACCUUGGCUCCAUGCUCUGGAAGCCAUUUCAUCCACCCUGCACCAGAAAGUAAAUUACUCCUCGGGGGGCCGUGUUGAAGAAAUUGUGGGAAAUCAACCUGUGGCUCGGCAAUGCCUUGUGGCCGCCAUCUCAUGCCAACACAAAACUAGCUCCUCAACAACUGCCUAG
Molecule: messenger RNA, 630 nt
Organism: Quercus robur (English oak)
Lineage: Eukaryota; Viridiplantae; Streptophyta; Magnoliopsida; Fagales; Fagaceae
Exons: 1
Coding region: 1-630 (209 amino acids)
Source: RefSeq, a predicted model, not a curated record